AUGGGCCCCUGCCCCACAGCUGGAGCCCCAAGCCGAGAGGCACCCCCAGGCCAAAAAGGACCCCCAGGACAGAUGGGACCACCAGGACAGAUGGGACCCGCAGGGCAGACAGGACCCCUGGGUGCAGUGGGAGCAUCGUGCCGAGUGGGACCCCCAGAGCAGAUGGGAGCCCUGGGUGAAGUGGGGCCCCGGGAUGAAGGGGACCCUCAGGCCGGGAAGGACUUUGGGACAAAUGGCACCCCCGGGCAGGGCAGGACUCCGGGGCCAAGUGGGACCCGCAGACCAAGCGGGGACCCCCACUCUGAGAUCAGCCCAGGGCUGGCACGAGCCCCGGUUGCCAUGGGCUCCAGACUGAGCAGGACCCCCAGGCCAGGAGGGACCCCCAACCUGCGCUGGCUGUGCGUGGGGUUGUGCUCGGCCGGGCACCCGCCCUCCGCACCCACCGCAGCCUCGGGCGCCAGCUCCCCCGCUGUCCUGGGGAACCACCCCCCGUGUCCACCCCGCGCGUGUUGCUGA
Charadrius vociferus (killdeer) is the source of this 516-nucleotide messenger RNA. RefSeq names its product collagen alpha-1(III) chain-like. Bases 1 to 516 code for a protein of 171 amino acids. The transcript has a single exon. The record is from RefSeq and is a predicted model, not a curated record. Lineage: Eukaryota; Metazoa; Chordata; Aves; Charadriiformes; Charadriidae.